Molecule: messenger RNA, 2233 nt
Organism: Nestor notabilis (Kea)
Lineage: Eukaryota; Metazoa; Chordata; Aves; Psittaciformes; Psittacidae
Gene: LRRFIP1
Product: leucine rich repeat (in FLII) interacting protein 1
Exons: 24
Biological process (GO): regulation of transcription by RNA polymerase II
Molecular function (GO): DNA-binding transcription factor activity, RNA polymerase II-specific; RNA polymerase II cis-regulatory region sequence-specific DNA binding
Source: RefSeq, a predicted model, not a curated record
GCUGAAGCAAGACUUGCAGCAAAGCGAGCGGCACGGGCAGAGGCGCGGGAGAUCCGGAUGAAGGAACUGGAGAGGCAGCAGAAAGAGAUCUACCAAGUUCAGAAGAAAUAUUAUGGUCUGGAUACUAAAUGGGGAGACAUCGAGCAAUGGAUGGAAGACAGUGAGCGUUAUUCCCGUAGAGCCAGAAGAAACGCCUCGGCUUUGGAUGAAGAUGAGCGCAUGUCAGUGGGUAGCCGUGGAAGCCUCAGGUCUCAUUUGGAACAUGCCAACACCUAUCCAGUGGCUGGAUUAGAGAAUGAGAGGACCAAAAAGAAGAACUACUCCAAAGCAUUGCUUGGCUGUCAGAGGAGAAAAUCUAGCAGGGCUUCGUACUACUCUGAUCUGGGUCUCCACAACAGCGGCUAUGCUUCCACAUCUCAGCCUUCAUCCCAAAGUGGAAAUUGGGCGUCUGUGUAUGACGAGAACGUUUACGGUGGGAUUCGUCGGUAUAGUGCCUCUAGUUCUCGCGCUCCUUCUGACUACAGUUGUUACCUUGGGUCAGGAUCUCGGGCAUCCUCAAGAGCCAGCUCUGCUCGGGCCAGUCCAGUGAUUGAGGAAAGGCCAGAAAAAGACUUUGAGAAGGGAGCACGCACUGUCUCAAGUUUAUCAGCAGCUACCUUAGCUUCUCUGGGUGGGACUUCUUCACGAAGAGGCAGUGGGGAUACGUCCAUCUCUGCCGAUACAGAGGCAUCUAUUAGAGAAAUAAAGGAUAUCUAUGAGUUAAAGAACCAGAUUCAGGAUGUAGAAGGCAAAUACAUGCAGGGACUGAAAGAAAUGAAGGACUCUCUAGCCGAAGUUGAAGAGAAAUAUAAGAAGGCUAUGGUGUCAAACGCUCAACUGGACAAUGAAAAAACAAAUUUCAUGUACCAAGUGGAUACCCUGAAGGAUGCGCUCUUAGAGUUGGAGGAACAGCUGGCAGAGUCCAGGCGGCAGUACGAAGAAAAAAGUAAAGAAUUUGAGAGGGAGAAGCAUGCUCAUAGCAUAUUGCAAUUUCAGUUCAUGGAAAUCAAAGAGGCUUUGAAGCAAAGAGAAGAAAUGCUUGCAGAAAUCCAACAGCUGCAACAGAAACAGCAGAGCUAUGUCAGGGAAAUUUCUGAUCUUCAGGAGACAAUAGAGUGGAAAGACAAAAAAAUAGGGGCGUUAGAGAGGCAGAAAGAUUUCUUUGAUUCCCUAAGGAGUGAGCGGGAUGACCUUAGAGAUGAAGUGGUUGUGCUGAAGGAGCAACUGAAGAAACAUGGAAUAAUCCCAGAUUCUGAUGUAGCCACCAACGGGGAGACAUCAGACGUUCUUGAUAACAAAGAACACUUGGAUUCUUCCAAAACUGUUCCAGGCAUAACUCAGGCAUUGAAGACUGGAGGGGAUGGGAUGUUAGACAGGCUGAAAAAACUCAUUGACGAACGAGAAUCCUUACUAGACCAGGUUAAAAAAUUAAAAGGACAACUGGAAGAAAAGCAAAAGAAUGGCAAGAUGGAAAAUAUGCAGUCAGAAGAUGAAGUUCUGGAAAAUGGGACAGAUAUGCACAUGAUUGACCUCCAAAGAGAUGCCAACAGACAGAUCAGUGAUCUCAAAUUUAAACUAGCAAAGUCCGAGCAAGAGAUAACAGCACUGGAGCAGAAUGUAAUACGACUGGAAGGUCAGGUAGCCCGAUACAAAACUGCUGCUGAAAAUGCUGAAAGAGUAGAAGAUGAACUGAAAGCAGAGAAACGCAAACUACAGAGAGAGCUUCGUUCAGCAUUGGAUAAAACUGAAGAGCUUGAAGUCAGCAAUGGUCAUCUAGUAAAACGCUUGGAGAAGAUGAAAGCCAAUCGGAGUGCUUUGCUGUCUCAGCAAUAACCACCACCUUUCAAUGGAAACCACUACUACGUGACAGAAGCAGAACAACGUUGCAGAUGCUUCUGUCUCUUGCUGUCUGGGAUGCUUCGUGUCAUGCCUUCUGAGAACAAACAACCCCAACAUUUGCUGCGUGCCACCCAGCUGAGGUUCUCUCUACGCAUUCAAACCUACUGCACUAUAUACAUAGGGGUAGCUGAUCCAAAUGGCUGUGCCUGUGGGAGCCCUUCUACACCGAUCAGUGGGUAUAUUUGAAGUACAAUAUCCAUCUAUAAGAAGCACUUCAGGCAUUGUGUUAAGUUCUAGAAGGCAGAGCAGCCUUUUAUUGCCAUUUAAAAUGGCAUUCAAAGAGAACAUUUUAACU